AUGACAGGCGUUUGCGCUGUCGAACCGACUAAAAGUUCAAGACCCGACAUUUCUCCGCUCGUUCAAGGCGCUGCGCUUUCCGCUGAUGUUUCCAGUACGCAUAAGUUGCUAAGUGGUGCUGUCAACUCCGAAGCUGGCGCCUUAACACGACAUGACGUCUCUACUACCUCGAAUAAUGAGGAAAGAGGAGUCAUGUUUUCUUUGACAAGGCCGUUCAAGGAUGCCAAGUUCUACACGACGAAUUACGUAGCGGAUUAUGUCUGGAACAUCCGCUUCACGGCCUAG
This is a messenger RNA of Phytophthora sojae, 285 nucleotides long. RefSeq lists its product as hypothetical. NCBI's taxonomy places the organism in Eukaryota, Oomycota, Peronosporomycetes, Peronosporales, Peronosporaceae. The coding region runs from base 1 to 285 and encodes 94 amino acids. The record is from RefSeq and is a predicted model, not a curated record. The transcript has a single exon.